UUGCCGGUGACGGUUGUCCUUUUCCGGUUCAGGUAUCCGGGAGUGAGUGAAGUGGAUCGCUUGAGCUGGAAGUGUAUGUGUGUUGGCUAUAAGUAGGAGUCAUUGUUGUACCACAUACAACCACCUGAAAGGUUCAGGGGUCCCGUUGAAGUUUAAUAACUGGGUCAACAGUCUUUACAGCGUUUUUUGCGCCCAUCGAAAUCCGAAUGAGGCUGAAGUUUUGAGGAUAAUGUGAUUCCAAAACCACUCGAAAUUAAACCCACAAAUCAUCCAGUGAGGCGUUUAAUGAAGCGAAACGUAUCUAUACGCAGUGAAGAAAGAUGAGAUAGGGAGAAUCUAAGAUUUUAGAAGGUGUGAUUGGGGUUUCUGUAUUUCGCAUACAUUAAGGCGGGUGUGGGAAACGAAAAACCGCCAAUAGGUGGUGGAAUAACAAAAAAAUAAAACAAAACGGCUGGAGGGCGUGAAAAGUGAAACAGCUCAUAAAAAUAAAUCAUUGUAAGAAGUAUAAAUCACGCGUGGUGCAAAAUUCCUCAGAGAAUCCCCAGUUACUUAUUUGGGUUCUCACUGUAAGCGACGUGAGACGGGAAACCUUACGCAAGAAUUACCGGGGAAAAAAUGUUAAUGUGUGUAUACUUUGCGGCGUAUUUAUAACCUGUCUCAGCGCCGAACGAAGGGCGUUGUUUUGGAAGAAAACUCGGUAUCAUGGGAUGGCUGCUGUGGAUUUCCGAAAUUGAAAUAUGUUUUGUAGAAUUUUGCAACGUUUUUCGCUAGGAUUGGAAAGAAAGCUUUGAAUCUAUCCGGAGGCUGAGGAAGAAGGAGUGCGUCUUAAGCCCAAGUGUUUGUGAAUAUUCGCAUCGCUUUGAUCGUUGUUUCCCCUCCAGUGAGCAAUAUGUCGUGUUUGAACAUGGCGAUGGUGUGGAAAUAAAUGGGCCAUUACGCCCCUUUGAUACGAUACCCCCGGGAUUUGGGCGCCAAGUGAUUUGUCGGUUGUUCUGUGGCAGCAAAGGUUGUCUACUAUUCAAACCAGCCGAUAUUGCAUAAACAAACACACUGACUCCACGCUGCCGCUGUGAUUCCUAGAUGGAAAAUUGGAAUAAAUACUUCAUGAAAAUAAAUCGGUUCUUCGACAUGUAAGUUAUUGUGUUAGGCUUCUUCCUGAGACACAGCGUACAAAUCAUGAUGGAAGUUUUUGUUGUGCACUUGUUCCUUGUUCAGUAUACUUGAGUGGCAAAUUGUCGAGCUCAGGAAAAUUACGAUUUGAUACACGCAGUUCAAAGUUCAACGCAACCAAUAGCAGAGCUUCUGGCAAUUUUGAGGUGAAACUUCCGAGUGAAACUUUCCUGUGGCGUCGAGAUAUUGGAACACGGUUGGUAAACAGCAGCAGCGAGCCGAAAUCCUGCCAUCAUCAUCAUCAAUCUUGGCGCGCUUCGAGGGAUUUGGGUCAGCUCUGGGUUGGGUGGGCCUGGUGGUGCUUUGGUAGUGGAUGGGCUCACAGUUGUGAUUGGCUCCAGGCAUGGGUGUUUUUUGGCGCCGUGGUCGGCCUGGGCCAAAGGGAGGGGCAAGUGUGGGUGUUUUGGGGGGUUUUACCGAGUGUCAGUCAGCGAUGAUCGGCCAAGGAGACGCGGCACCUUAGCGGAAUGAAAAGUGAUACGCGCAAUCUAUUGCCCAUAGAAGAGUGUCUAUCAAUUUCGUUCUAAAUAAUUGAUUUACGUUCGGAGAAUUGAGCUGAGGCAUCGAAGUUCCAGUGAUUUAAUCUUUAUUCAACGAGUCUCGACGAAUAUGUGAAUGGUGUAGACAGGAAGCAACAAGUGUAAAAACCUACUUCCGGCGACAGUGUUAUUGAUUACGUUUUUUUCCCUGCUCGACGAAAACGUGGUGGCACCAGGAGCGUAGAGGGAUAUCGCAGCAUAUGGGUGUUGUUUUUCCUUUGUUCUUCAUUGGGUCUGAUGGUCUACUAGUGUUUGUGUGAGUAUUGUUGUGUAUGUGAUUCCAGUGAAGUGAAAGUCUUUGCUCGUCCCAACCAUGAGCGAUACGGUUGAGCUGGAACGGCUUGUGAACUGUACACAGGCGGCAAUCCAGCGAUAUCCCUGGAGCACCGAAUUUAAUGCAACAAUUGUUGGGGAGCUGAAUCGGACCGAUAUUCUGGAUGUUCUUGGGGAAAUGAUUACUCGGGGACGCCAAUACGUGCCAAGGACCAAGGACGAAGCGGUGACGUUGAGGGAGUUCAUCACCGACUGUUUGUUUCCGACGGCCAAGAGCCCUUACGAGUUGCCGUGGCAGCAGAAGAUGGCAUGGGGCGUCGUUUUCGGGGCCAUGCUACUGGUGGCCAUUACCGGGAACAGCAUCGUGCUGUGGAUUGUUUUAGCCCACCGCCGGAUGCGAACCGUGACCAACUACUUUUUGCUGAAUUUGAGCGUGGCCGAUCUGCUGAUGUCCUCACUAAACUGUUCCUUCAACUUCAUCUUCAUGCUCAACUCGGACUGGCCGUUCGGGGCCGUCUAUUGCACCAUCAACAAUUUUAUGGCCAACAUGUCGGUGGCUUCGUCCGUUUUCACUCUGGUUGCCAUCUCCCUGGAUCGCUACAUCGCCAUCGUCCAUCCGUUGCGGCAUCGAACGUCCCGGAAGAAGGCCCGCCUCUUCCUGCUGAUAAUCUGGGCCCUGAGCUGCGUCCUGGCCGCUCCCUGUCUCAUGUACUCGACUGUGAUGACCAAACGCUAUCACAACGGUAAAACGAGAACGGUUUGCUACAUGCUGUGGCCUGACGGAAGAUAUCCUACCUCGAUGGCAGAUUACAUCUACAAUCUGGUGUUCCUCAUCCUUACCUACGGCAUCCCGAUGCUGAUAAUGAUCGUCUGCUACUCACUGAUGGGCCGGGAGCUUUGGGGCAGCCGCUCGAUUGGGGAGCACACCGAGCGUCAGCUGGAAUCGAUGAAGUCGAAGAAAAAGGUUGUGCGAAUGUUCAUCAUCGUGGUUACGAUUUUCGGCAUCUGCUGGCUCCCGUACCAUCUAUUUUUCGUGUACGCCUACCACAACAAUCAGAUGACCUCCAGCAGCUACGUGCAGCAACUGUACCUCGGAUUCUACUGGCUGGCCAUGUCCAAUGCCAUGGUCAAUCCGAUCAUCUACUACUGGAUGAACAGCCGGUUCCGGGUUUACUUCCAGGAAAUCAUCUGCUUCUGCUGUCUGCAGUUCCUGAAAUCCCGGAUGUCCAACGGGAUGCCGCAGGGGGUGCUGUACAACAAAAACUCCAACUCGGAACUCGGUCGGCAUCGGUCGUAUCACCAUCAUCGGUCACUUUCGGUCCGGUGGCGACCGCAAUACCACAGUGCCGAGGAGUACCGAAUGCGUCCGACGGCGGCAGCCGGAAGCGGAAAUGGAGGGCCCGGUUCUUAUCCGCUCCAUCAUGGUGUCAUCGGUGGGGGAGGAGGAGCAGGAAUUGGGGCCGGCACAAAACGGUCCGUGGUCAGCGUCGUCAAUGUGCUGGAAAACAACAACAAGCACGAGCCACUGCAUCAGACGACGGACAUCAGUGAGCUGCAGGCCCUUAACUUCCUGCCUCGACACGGGAAUUCCUCCCAGGGGUCCUCGUCCCAGCAUCAACACAAUUCGCAACAUUCCUCCAGUAGCCACAGCCACGAGUACUCCUGACAUCCGCAGUACGACUAAGCGAGUUUCUAGUAGGUAGUUCACAUAAGCAGUAGCAGAAGCCGCUCAACCCAUACUUUAACUUAGAGUUGAGGAGAUUAAGGUGCUGUGUUGAGGGGAAAUUGUAUAGUCGGAUAAAAGGUUGUGUAUUAAUUGAACAAAUCGGUACUCCGCAGAAUCAAAUCAUCCAUCCCGCAGACCUGGCAAAUGAAGGAGAAACGUGAACCUUAAUUAGACCAUCCAUUUGGAGCCGGAUGCUCGAAACCAUGCAGAUAAUGAGCGGCCUCGAAUGAGUGGUUAGAGGCCGGUAAAUUCUUGGCACCCCGUCAGAUAACACUGGUCAACACGAAAUUUCCUCCAGAGCUAACUUAUUUCAAUUUUCGUAAAUUUUUAUUGAACCUUUUUAUGGUGUCUUAUGAUCAAGUCAAUUUUUUUGGCUAGGUGGCACUAAAGUGUGCAUCAAUUUUCUUACAAAAAAAAGCAUUAACAGUAGACUGAGUCGAUUUGGGGUCAUUUUUGAAUUUUUCAAAGUGAAGUCUAGAAAAAUUUGUUUUGGUUUUAAACUCAUCUAUGAUAUUUUGCAAAAUUUUAAAGUAACGUUUAUAUGAGUAAGUUUGAACUAAGGUUUGGAUAGGAAAAUUGAAUAUUUAGUACUGAAAAAUCAACAUCAUUUUUGUUUCUUCUGUGGAACCGAGCCGGCUAAUGGGUUUGGAGCCAUUUUAUUAAUUUUCUUAAGUAAAUUUUCCGCAAAACAACUUUGUAGAAAACCGUAACUUCGUAUCUUAUUAUACAAAAAAGUUUUUAGCUGUUAAACGGGGGUAUGUCUUUUGGCAUUGAUGAACAAUAAAUUCCAUUGAAAUCACUGCUGGGGCCUUGCGAAGUAUUGCAUGAAAAGUAAGUCAUGCAAUACCUUGCUAGGCAACCAGCAGUGAUGUCAAUUCAGUUUAUUGUUUUUCAAUAUCAAAAGACAUACCCCCAUUCAACACCUGAUAACUUUUUUGUGUAAUAAGAUAGGAAGUUCCGGUCUUCGACGAAGUUGUUCAGCGGAAAAUUUUCUUCUAGAGAAAUUAUAAACUGGCAAAAAAAAAACAUUCGGUUCGUAUAUUUUGACGCUUUACCAUUAUGUUUACUCCCAUUAGAAAAAAACUGAUGGAUGAUUAUGAUGAUGAUGAAUGGAAGAACCCAGGAGAAUUAUCGCAUAACUUGGGUCAUAAUUUAUGAAAAAUGAUGUUAUUUAGUUGGCACUGGUGAUGGAAUAUUUCUUUCAAUUUGCGGACCUGUGUAAUCCAUACAUCAAUCUGCCUUAUCAAUUAGAAAAUUUAUUUCAAGCUCAUUAGUGAGAGCAUCGAAAUUCACAAAACCAUCAAUCAAAACCAUAAGUUUGAGUGAAUAAGAACUCAGAUACUGAACUAAUUAUUUUUUUAGCUUCUCAUUGAGCCAUAUGAAUCCAAUCAUAUUUGGAUAUGGAUGAUUAAGAUUAA
Molecule: messenger RNA, 5126 nt
Organism: Uranotaenia lowii
Lineage: Eukaryota; Metazoa; Arthropoda; Insecta; Diptera; Culicidae
Gene: TkR86C
Product: tachykinin-like peptides receptor 86C
Exons: 10
Coding region: 2023-3648 (541 amino acids)
Biological process (GO): G protein-coupled receptor signaling pathway
Cellular component (GO): plasma membrane
Molecular function (GO): tachykinin receptor activity
Source: RefSeq, a predicted model, not a curated record